This is a messenger RNA of Plasmodium coatneyi, 3081 nucleotides long. RefSeq lists its product as uncharacterized. The record is from RefSeq and is a predicted model, not a curated record. The transcript is spliced from 2 exons. Bases 1 to 3081 code for a protein of 1026 amino acids. Lineage: Eukaryota; Apicomplexa; Aconoidasida; Haemosporida; Plasmodiidae.
AUGAAAGCCAGGGACCCGUCGCUGAAGAGCCAAAUCGAAAAGGAGUCCAUCGCUCUGUUUAAGAAAAACUUGCUCAAGGAAAGCUACAGUUGGUUCAAAGACACAGACUACUUUGAAAAGCUGAAGAGUGAGAACAAGUACAGCAAUGCUGAGAACGAGCACGAGACGAAAAAUGUGGUAACGGGUCGUGUGCAACUCGGUUGGGGUGGGACAUUUUUCCUGCUCUGUUGUGUCGUCGUCAUAUGUGAUAACUCAGGAUGGCAGUCAUGCAAUCACUACAAUAAUAGUAUUUUUUACUCCCCAGAAGCAUUAACGGUGGUGUAUUCGAUUCUCUUCAUAGUGUAUGCAUUUCCCUUGUUUAUCUUACACCAAUGUUUGGGGUUGCUAUCUCAAGGGAAUUAUGUAAAGUCGUGCAGAAUGCUGUCAUCCCACAUGGGGGUGUUGUCCAUCUUUUCCCUCUUCGGAACAGUAACCUUCUGUGCGAAGGAGAUAUGCAAUUUUUCAGUGGAGCUUUUACAAAACGUAUUGCGAAUUGUUCACAUGAAACAGGGAGAAAAGAAGUACGGAAUGACGAAAGUUUUUAUCGACUUAACGAAAAGACAAAGUGAGGAUUGUUCUCUAAUGCCAGACACAAUUUACCUGGAAUCGAUCAAACAGUGCAUAUCCUUUAAUAAAAAUGUGAUGGUCAAUUUUUAUGAAAAUUUAUGGUUUAUUGGAAAUAAGGAGAAUUACAUAUACAUCAUUUUAAUAGCCACGAUUUUUAUCCUCUUCUGUUACUUCAUCUUGUUACGGGAAAAUUUCCGAGUCUUUAAAUUUUUCAUUUUUGUGAUUAUCGUAAACUGGAUAAGUAGCAAGUCCGUCGUCAUAAUGAACACCUUCUUCUUCUACAUUCCUCAGGAGAUAAAAUUGUAUGAAGAGGUCUUCCAAAUAUUCGAAGAAAUUGGUAUAGUAAAAUUGACGAUCUUUUUGUAUGGUACCAUAGCUAGAAGUUCGUCCAUUUUUAUCCUCAGUACCUUUGCUUCUUACUUUCACACGAACACAAAUAUUCUGAGAAUCACCAUGUAUACUUUUGCCUUCUACAUUCUGAACAUGUAUUUUUACCUGAAGAAUGAGGCCCAUGAGUACUACCUCUAUAAUAGCAACAAGAAUUUUGUCACCAUGAAGGAGUUCAAUUUUAUUAAGUGCAACACCUACAUUAAUUUGUUACGCGGGUUGGCACCGGGUCAGGAGGGAGGAGCAGCAGGUGGUGCCUCUUACUAUGAUGAGGCCACCCAUUUUGAACAAACAAUGGACGAUAGGUAUGCCGUGUGGCAGAAGCUGUGCCUCUUCUUCAGUUCCUACUCCUUUUUGUUUUCCACCAUAUUUAUUGUGCUCAUGCAGUUGUUGGGUCCAUUCAACAUUCUGAUGGAAAAGGGAAAAAGUCAUUCCCACGGUGAGGGAGAAAAUAGCAAUGAAGAACGAGAGAGGAAAAUUUACACCUACAAAUCGCUAGUUAAACGUUACGAGCGUGACCGUAUCAACCGCUCCGUCUCAAAUAAUAGGUCUUCCUUUGUGUCCAAAAGGGGACGGAGCACCACGUGCAGUGAUAAAUCCACGGGGAGGAGAAACCCCAAUGGGGUAACCCACAUAGGCAGAAAAAACAGUCAUAAGAAGAAGAAAAAAAAAAACUUUCUUUUGAAUUUUUUUUUUAAAGGGAAGAAAGUUAACCCCGGGAAGGACAACAAGGAAUCCUCCCUCUACCUGUCCGGGAAAAGCAGCUUCCUGCCAGAAAAGGGAGAUUACUUCCAAGAGCAUUCUGCACUUUCCAACCUGCACAACGGGGGGGAAGGCCAACAUGAUAUGCCUUCCUACAAAUCCUUCGAUCGAGAUCCAGGCGAUUUCAACUUUGGAGGAAGCUCCUUCGAAGAUCACAUGGAUGUUGCAGAUAUGGCGGGGGAAGACCUCCACGGGAAGGUGACAAAUCGACGGCGAAGGCAAAGCAGUACCAGUGCAACACACAGAAGAAACAGUAGUAGUAAUAACAUGUACCCAGAUAGUGAUGAGCCCCCUUCGUGGGGUGCCAGCAGACGGGCUUUAUUCUCCGAUUCGAGUGGUCCAAGUGUGGCUUCCACCGAAGGGGCGGAGGGCAGAUCAAGAAAGAGCAGCUCGGCAAAGAGUAGCACUAGUACAAGUAUCCCCAAGCAGAAGAGUGCCCCGCACAAAGUAAUAGCAGCACGAAUCACACGAAUGAAAAACUUAGUGAUCAAUAAGUAUGGCACCUUCCUCCUCUUCACAGUCAUAUAUAUCCUAACAAUUUUUCACGUCAUAGACUUCCAAAGGAACAACGAUAUCGUUAGUGAGAUUAUUUUAAAUUCCCUCUACAGGGGGUUCCUCAUUUUUAUCUGUGCUGUCCAAGUGAUCUAUGCGUCAUGGGUAUUUGGCAUGAAGCUGCAAAUGGCUCAGUGUGGAGUUUUUUCGUGCCUUUUAAAUUUUCUCUCCUGGGUUGUUGUACUACCGUUGGUUUUUGUAUUUUACUUGAGGGAGGGCACUUGGUGGCAGGUGUUCCUCAUCGGGUUGUCACUGAACGUGCUUGCGGUGGUUACUUCCUUCGUGGAGGUCACAGUUAAGCUGAGCAGGGAAGGAGCAUCUACAUCUAGCAUCUGGGUGAACUUAGCCGAUGAGCGAAUCAGCGCAACGCAUCAACAGCACUACAGGUAUAGAGCCCUUUUUAAAAAAUGCCUCUACUGGCUAUACAUAGGAAACUUGGAGGUGCUAAGAAGGAACAUGAAUAUAGCCAUGUCGGGGAACGAUGAAAAGUACAUCCCCCUCUUUUGGAGUUUUUUUCUCAAGUAUAUAAACUCCUCUAUGCUGAUCGUGGCAGUUAUAUACAACACGCGUGAGUACUUUUUUGAUAUGCUGCCCAUGUUUGGCUGCUCUUUCAGCCUUCGAAUUGAGUUAAUUGCCAUCGUGCUGAUUUUCCUGGGGUCCUUCGCCGUUCUGGCGAACAACCUCCGCAAGGACCACUACCGGCCCCAAGGCAUCAUCAUACCGUCCGUCCCGAUGUUCUGUCAAGACAAGAGCAGGUACAUCUUUUCGAGUUGA